Molecule: messenger RNA, 306 nt
Organism: Dibothriocephalus latus
Lineage: Eukaryota; Metazoa; Platyhelminthes; Cestoda; Diphyllobothriidea; Diphyllobothriidae
Source: the annotation of a GenBank genome assembly
GAGUGCAAGAAGCGCGAAAAAAAUAAGCCGGCUGCUGGUGACACCCAGACGACGGACUUGGCUGCUUCCCCCAUCGCAGAGCAGGUGUCCUCACAGCUGAGAGUAUCCACAAAAAAGGCAUUUCCAGACCAUCUUGUCUCAUUGCUGGCUUAUUCAAUCGACAACAACAUGACGUCUUCUGCAAAAUGCAUAUCGUCGGUCGAGCAAGAUUUCAAGUCCCAGUGUGAAAAAAUGAGCUGUGAUCUCUCAAACUUCGGUUGCAUCGACAGACUUCUAAAGGAGUCAGAAGCUCUGGCUAUGGAGUGA